CAAAAAGUCGUGGGAUUGAUCAUCACGAUGACUACUCCUUCAGGUUAUAUGAACAUGGCGGUUCCUGCUGUGAUCACCUGGUUGUUUAUCCGGCUUAGCAUUUUCAGUGAAGCUGUCCCUGAAUACCGAUACCAUGAUUGUCCAAACACAACCACUUUCACACCAAACAGUAUCUACCAAUCUAAUCUCAAUCAAGUCCUCUCUUCCCUCACAUCCAAUUCCACUCGCGACACCGGAUUCUACAACACCUCUAUUGGCCAAGACCCCGGAACAGUUGUUUAUGGCUUGUUUCUGUGCCGUGGCGACGUAACAAUAAAUAUGUGUCAAGAAUGUUUGACUACUGCAGCCAAAGAUUUAGUUGAGACAUAUUGUCCCAUAGAAAAGGUGGCUGUAAUAUGGUACGAUCAUUGUAUGGUACGCUACUCAAAUGAAUCUUUCUUUGGCAACAUGGUCCAAGAUCCUUCUAUUUCUCUGUACAACAUACAAGAUAUUUCCGAGCCAGUCCGGUUUAAUCAGCUGUUGCAAGUAUCAAUGAACGACUCCCGGACAAAGGCUGUGGAUGCUCCAACUGGGGCUAAAAGGUUUGGCACGAAAGAAGCAACCUUUACAUCGUCCGACACGCUGUACACCCUUGUCCAAUGCACGCCUGACCUGAACAGCUCUGAUUGUGAUAGAUGUCUUCGAGGAAUGAUUUCAGGUCUUAUGAGUUGUUGUUACGGAAAGCGUGGGGGAAAUGUUCUGAAUCCCAGUUGCAAUAUUAGAUACGAAAUCUACCCUUUUUACCAGCUUGCCGCUGCACCAACCCCAACACCGGGAUCAGAUGGACCAACACCGGGAUCAGAUGGAAAAAGUCAAAGCUCUACAACACUUAUAAUUUCCAUUACUGCUCCAGUUGCCUUUGUUUUGUUUCUUUCCUCUGUAGCAUUCUAUUUCCUAAGAAGAAGAGCAACGGACAAGUACAAGGCAAUACAAGAAAGAAACGAUGGGAAUGAAAUAACUACUGUAGAAUCGUUACAAUUGGAUUUGAGUACAAUUAAAGCAGCCACAAACAACUUCUCUGAUGGUAACAAAUUAGGUGAAGGUGGAUUUGGUGAGGUUUUCAAGGGAACACUUCCAAAUGGGCAACAUAUAGCAGCAAAGAGGCUUUCAGGAAGCUCUAGGCAAGGAGCAGAAGAAUUUAAGACAGAGGUUCUGUUAGUAGCUAAGCUUCAGCACAGAAAUCUGGCUAGGCUAUUGGGAUUUUGCCUAGAAGGAGAAGAAAAGAUUCUUGUUUACGAAUUUGUGCCCAACAAUAGCCUUGACCACUUCCUGUUUGGCCAUGAAAAACAAGGACGGUUGGAUUGGUCAAUCCGUUACAAAAUUAUUAAUGGUGUUGCUCGUGGGGUUCUUUAUCUUCAUGAAGAUUCUCGACUCAAAAUUAUACAUCGUGAUCUUAAAUCUAGCAACAUAUUGUUAGAUAAGGAAAUGAAUCCAAAAAUUUCAGACUUCGGGAUGGCAAGGAUAUUUGGAGUUGAUCAAACUCAUGCGAAUACCAGUAGAAUUGUUGGAACUUAUGGUUACAUGUCUCCAGAGUAUGCAUUUUAUGGACAGUUCUCCGUGAAGUCCGAUGUUUACAGUUUUGGUGUAUUAAUUUUGGAGAUUAUAACUGGCAAGAAGAAUAGCAGUUUUCUUCAAUCGGAUGGUGCCAUGGACCUCCUGAGCUAUGCUUGGAAACAUUGGACGGAUGGGACAAUAUUGGAGAUAUUAGAUCCGAGCCUUGGAAAUUCUUAUUCGAGAAAUGAAGUAAUCAGAUGUAUCCAAAUUGGCUUACUUUGUGUAGAGGAAGAUCCAGUGGACAGACCCACCAUGGCGACGGUAGUUCUCAUGUUAAGCAGUUACUCUGUCUCAUUGGCAUUACCUCGAAAACCAGCUUUUUUCCUUCGAACUCGAACUGACGGAGACAUGCCUUCAAUUGGGGUCGAAUCCGAUAACUCUACAAGCAAGUCUAAGUCAACUACUAUUAAUGAUAUGUCCAUUUCUGAAAUUUUUCCUCGAUAGGGUUAAUUUAUCAGUCAAGGAAUUGUCUAGUACGAUGAAUGCUUUGCUAAGUUGUUGUUAAAACUACUUUUUCUAUUGCAUUAGACAAGUGUUAGUUCUCAAAAGUAUUCUAAUCUUUUUUUUUAUAA
This is a messenger RNA of Ziziphus jujuba (common jujube), 2165 nucleotides long. RefSeq names its product cysteine-rich receptor-like protein kinase 25. Bases 28 to 2037 code for a protein of 669 amino acids. Gene Ontology annotation, biological process: protein phosphorylation. The transcript is spliced from 7 exons. The record is from RefSeq and is a predicted model, not a curated record. NCBI's taxonomy places the organism in Eukaryota, Viridiplantae, Streptophyta, Magnoliopsida, Rosales, Rhamnaceae. Gene Ontology annotation, molecular function: protein kinase activity; ATP binding.